AUGGACUCUAACAGUGCUGAAGAUACUUAUUUCUAACAUAACCAAAUGAGAAAUGACUGGAUUUCUAAUAUUGAUCCUCAAGAAACUAAAACAAACUACAAUAGACUUAUAUUUGAAAGAGUCUUGCAGACAAGAUGGCUUAAGACAAGCGGUCAGUUUUUCAUAUUUUCUAAUGAAUCCAAAGGAAUAUGGAGAAAGGAUUUUCAUAAUUAUGUGACUCGAAAGGGCAGUUUAACAUCUGUAAGAGAAGACUAAGUCAAAUUGAAAUUUAAUGGUCAAGAGUUUGCGAUAUGUUCCUACUGCAAGGGACCUGGAUUUCAAGAUGACUCAACAAUAUAGGGGUAAAUAGAAAUAACUCCUGAGAGUUUUAAAAGAAGGGCUUACUGGCUUAAAGAAAAUCCAAGAUUUAUAUUAGUACACUACCUCGAUGAAGCAAAUAAAUAUUAUUUGAAUUAUCUGAAGUUCCAGAAUCUUUAAAAUUGCAUCUCGAAUGAGUUAAAGGAUAAGACAAGUGAGAACUUUAAUGCUGAGGAACUUAAUAGAAUUCUCUCAAAAGGUUUUUCGCAAAUGAUUCAAAUGAAUCCAGAUCAAAAUAGGAUCCUCAAAUAAAAUUAGAAAGAAAAUUAAAUCUAGGAUUCGAUAUAAGAUGAUUUUAUGUCUAUAACCACUCCCUCUUUGGACAGUUAAGAUCUCAAGGUAUAAAGCAGUGAGGAUUAAGAAUUCUUCUCAGAAAUUAUGGAAAUCAUAAUUUCUUCGACUCCUUCUCAAAGAUUAAACAGGCUUGAAUUGGAUUCGAAUGGUGAUAUUAAUGUGGAUGCCCUCCUCAGAAAAGACUAAAAUUAUAAUGAAAAUCUUAGCUUAAAUAACAAUAAUGUUAACAAAUAAACUAUUUCGGAGCCUAAUAAUGAUUUGGGCUCUAACUUUAAAUAGGAUUUGAACAUGAGUCCAUUUACAGAUAUAAAUUCUAAGUACAGUUAAGUGAUUGGUAAUGACUUUAAAAUCUUGCCAGAGGAAAACCAUUUAAAAUACGAAUAAAGCAUUAAUGCAGCUUAAAGUGAAAUUAUAAAUUAAAACUCAUUUUUCUCAAAUCAAGACGAAUUUAACUCAUUACAGAACUAAAUUUUUGGACUUCAAAUGAAAUUUUCAUAGCUUGAAGCUAACAUGUAGCAUCAUUCUUCUUUGGAUCAAUCAUCUUUGCCUAGACAAUCUAAUGUAAAAAAGGAAUAAAACUCAUGGGGGCUUGGGCAAUACUAAUAGUAGCAACAUCCAGCUUUAGCUUUUAAUCAAUAGAAUCCAUUUAAUUUUAACAUUGAAAUAGUAGAUUACUCACCUGAAUGGGACUAUACUACAGGUGGAUCUAAACUCUUGGUCUGUAUAAAGCCCUCUUCAGCCUUUGAGAAUUUACCUCCAUUUAUUGAACAAAAUCUCGAAUUAAGCUUUGGUGAUAUUUUGGUGCCAAUUAAAUUCAUCUAGCCAGGAGUUUUUAAAUGCAAUGCACCGCCUCACGACCAAGGUUUUGUUCAUCUUAACUUGAUAUACUAGGGUAAAGUCCUUACUGUUAAACAAAACGAGUUUUAGUCUAAUUAGUUUGAAUAUAAACUUCAACAGCCAAAGACCAUGAAGAAAAAGAGAGUUAGAAAUGCUUAACCUAACGAUUCUAUGCUUGAAGGGGAUAGUAGAGAAUUUAAGGUGAGAAUAGUUGAGAAACUUACUUAUUUGGAAUAAAAACUGAACUUACCAUUUCAAAAUAAGACAGAAAAUUAAAAUAAAGAUUAAGAUAGUGUUUUCAAAAACUAUGAGAGUACUUUCGGAGAAUAGUUUAAUCAUUUGGAUAGUGAAAUGCUGGAGACUUUAAACAAGGAGUUUUUCAAAAGAGUAAUAGUCAGAAUCAUCCAAAGAUUAAAGAAUGAAAUGAGUGACACUGAUAGGAUAAGUCUUUUAAAUGAGCCAGAUUUAUAAGGUUAAACGCUUAUUCAUUAUGUAACUGCUCUAAAUUACUAUGAAUUACUCCCAAUCCUUCAUGAUGCUGGUGCAAAUGUAAACUUAAGAACCAUGAGUGAGAAUCUAAGCCCAUUAAUGAUUGCUGCUGCAAAGGGCUAUGAAAAAUCUGUCCGUAAACUUAUGAGGCUCGGUGCAGUAUUUUGGAAUGAUGAAAAUAAAAAGGUGUCUGUAUAACCUCGAGGCUAAAAUUUAGAAAUUUAGUUUAAUAAAAAGAAAGAAAAAGCUUAAGCCAAAUAUGAUUCAGACGACUCUGGAUCAGAAAAUAGUGAGAAUGAAUCUGAUUAAGACUUAUCAGAUAGUGAUGAGGGCCAUUUUAGUUUAUAAUAGCAUCAGUCCUUACAAAGAAAUGAUGAUGGUGCAAUAGAGUUAGCACUUCAAAAUAGACAUCAUAGCAUUGUUGAAAUGCUUCUGAGAGAUAUGAGUCUUAAGAACGCUCUUAAAGGAGAUCACUAGUAUAUUCACACAAUUGAAUACCCUUAAAAUAGAAAAAGAGAGCAAAAAUAAUACGAUUAAAUGAAAAUCAACUCUAAUGUAGACCUAAGACAGGAUACAUAGAGCAAUUCUUCACCCUAAGUUGUUCAAGGAUAUAUGAAAAGGUAAGCAAGUGGACUCAACCUAAAGAGGAAAAGCGAUGCAGGCUAGAGAUAGUUUAAUAACAUGAACUAGGAGCCAAGAUAUAAUAUUCUUACCAAGAAUUUCAACAUUAAAUCUGAAGGUAAAUUACUUCCCCCUAAUAACUUGCACUUUAGAAAUUUAAAAGGUAACUAAGAUACAAAAAAGUGUAAGAGCAUGGCUUAUUAGAAGAUAGCAUUAUGA
Molecule: messenger RNA, 2817 nt
Organism: Stylonychia lemnae
Lineage: Eukaryota; Ciliophora; Spirotrichea; Sporadotrichida; Oxytrichidae
Source: the annotation of a GenBank genome assembly